AUGUCAAGGGCUUCAAUGUACCCUAUACUAAGGGACUCAAACUCAAGUACAAAUUCAUUAGAAGCCGAUGUAUCAUGGAGGCUAAGCAAUUAUUUCGUAACUCAACUCUUCUUUGGUACAAGCUCACAUCUUUUUGCCCCUUAUGUUAUCUUAGACACUGCAGAUGAUAAAAUUUGGGUCCAAACUUAUGGUUGUGACCCAUGUUUUGAAGUAAAGGGUGGAAACCCUAAUGUCCAAUUAUCGGCUUCAUUUAAAUUAAUGAGCUUAGAUGAUCCGCGAUGUGCUCUACCAAAAUUUGAAUAUAAUGGGUUAUGUGGCUAUAGAAGCAUGUAUGGGAGUCGAUCUGGACCGACAACCAUGGGUCCGAUGGGGACGGAUACAUUUUUAUUCAUUGAUUCUCAAACACAAAAACCCACAUUUUUUGAAGAUAUAGCAUUUGGGUGCGGCGUUGAAAAUAAGAACAUCAGGUUCGGGGGUAACACAGGACCUGAAAACACAAUUUCAGGGAUUUGUGGACUCGGACCGAUUAGUCCAAAGUCUUUAAUUAACCAACUAGAUGCACAAGUUAAAGGUCGUUUUUCUUAUUGUCUUACAUCUUGGGCUGAGCCUAAUCUUGGGAGAUCUACAAUGUAUUUUGGAGAUGAUGCUCGAAUAGUUGGACCAACUGUCCAACAAAUUGCUAUGAAUACCAAAAUCAAGUACCAUCUUUACUUUACUGGUAUAAGCGUUGAUGGUAAAAGGCUUCCGAUUGAUAAAUCUGUUUGUGCAAUUGGUGAUACGAGGACUGUGACUACAGGCUUCUUCAUUGACUCGGGUGCACCAAGCACAGCUUUAGCUAAAUCCGCGUACCAACCCUUAAGGUUGGCAUUGGUAAGUUACUUUGCUCAAUAUGGUUGGCAACCUGUUAAAGAACAAGAGUAUGAUCUUUGCUACUUGUCGACGCCUAAAGAAGGCCAAAGCUAUCCAACCGUGGUGUUUCAUUUUUCGAAGGGAGAUCAAGGAGGGGAGGUUGAUUGGAUAAUGGACAAAGAUAACAUGUUUGUUAGAUUUGGUACGGUUGAUGGUUUUUGUAUGGUGAUUGGGGAAACUCCUGAUCCAGGACCUUGCAUCUUUGGAGCGUAUCAACAUGCAAACUUUAGAGUCUUAUAUGAUGUGAAAAAAUGGUCAACUUUAUUUCACCCCUGA
This is a messenger RNA of Chenopodium quinoa (quinoa), 1185 nucleotides long. RefSeq names its product aspartic proteinase nepenthesin-1-like. The coding region runs from base 1 to 1185 and encodes 394 amino acids. The record is from RefSeq and is a predicted model, not a curated record. The transcript has a single exon. NCBI's taxonomy places the organism in Eukaryota, Viridiplantae, Streptophyta, Magnoliopsida, Caryophyllales, Amaranthaceae.